CUGCGCUUCCAGAUGCAGGUAUGAGAGCGUGGCCAAGUACAUCGUCCUGGCCAUGGACAGAGAAGACUUGCAGAUGAAUGAAAGAGACAGGCAGCUCCUCAACAACCCAUCCAUACAGAACAUUAUGCGUCGGAUACGGAUGAAUGUCCCGCUGCCACCAGAGCCCAGGCAAAGGGAUCCCAUGCAGGAUUUCGACGUUCAGGCGGCAGCCAACGGGCUACGCGUGCUGGAGCUGACCGAGCAGAACCUCAACAUGUUCGAAAACUUGGCGAACAAUGAGCUGCCGCACGAUGACUGCCAGUUUGCGUGCAGCGUCUGCGACAGCGUGUGGUGGAGACGCGUGCCACAGCGGAAAAUGGUGUCCCAGUGCAGGCGCUGCAAAAGGAAGUACCAGCCAGUGCCACGGGACAGGGAGUGGGGGAGUGGAGCGCUCUUCAACUGCACAAACUGCAAUAACACCUUCAGCGGCUGGGGACAGAUGGGCGUGCCAUCGCCGUGCUACCAGUGCCAGGUCGGCGUGUGCCCCACGCGCGUGCAGCGCCCCAAAACGCACAGUGCCGCGCGCCCUUCCGGGCAGCAGCACAGCUGCAUGGCCGAGGACUGCUACAACCGCCAGGGCCCCGGGGUUACCGGGACGCACUGUGUGCACCCGCGCACCUUGCAGGUGAGGCGCCGGCGGCGCGUGUUGCACGCGAGCGAGCCGCACAUCAGCACCGCCUCCACGGUGGCCACGUGCAUCAGCCAGGGCAGCCUCGUGGAGCACGAGGACGUCCUCAUCGAGCAGGACCUCUUGGAGGAGGACGAGAAUCGGCACCACUGACCGUGCCGCGAGCAGGGAUCGAACACGAGUCGCGCGCGAGCCUCCUCCGCUCCUUUGCGUUGGGUCGUGUUUUUAACCCAACGAUGAUCCCUUGUUUAUCGAAGAUGGGGGUGGAUGAACGGUGCGGUGGUUUUUGUCCAUUGCGCUGUGAACCCAGCGAAGCAAGUUCGAUCCCCGGCCACCACUAAAAAGCAGUGUGGAGUGGUAUCUGAACUGGUCCUGGAUGCCCCCUUUGUUAAACCGCACUGACAAGCUGAGUGGAGUAUGGUCAAACAUUCCUCGUGAACAACACUGCUUUACGAUAUUUGACCAUUUUUUUGUGUCCCAAAUUUUUAUUCAUAAAAAAUAUUUUAUUCCACAUCCUCCCUCGCAUCAUACAUUGCACUAUUUUGACACUCCGGGCACAAUUCCAAGGGGCAUCAAAGGUAUCGGGCAUACCGUACUUAUCAGGGCAGGCAGGAGGUUUUUUUCCCCCUUUUUAAAGUGCUCUUUUAAUUGUUUUGAUUUAACCUUGUUUUGGACUUUUUGUGUUUAUUCACAUUAUAAACAGUGAUGUGCACGAGGUGAAAAAUGUUCCGAAAAAAAAGUAUUUGCAGUCGGCAUGUGAGACGUGAUAACAAUGGCUCUUUCAUGCAUCAUGCUAUCGUGCUGUGUAGCCAGAUGGAAAUUCAGUAGGUACCUUGAAACACAUACUCUUAUACUCUUAGUUCUUUCGGUAAAGUCACGUAGGUAAAAAAUGAAAUUAAAAUUAAUAAAAAUAAAACAAUAAAAAUCACGACGUUUCAGAGGCAACACAAGUCUCCGUCAUCAGGUGGGACCGGCACAGCCAGAUUUGCUGCAUCAAGUGAAGGAGGGAUUCAAGAUGUAAGCUCUUAAGUACCAGUAAUUGUUUCUGUGGGGUGGUUUAUUUUAAAUGUAUCGGUUAGUGGGGGUCCACUGGCCAACUGGAGAGCAUCUACUCUAUACGCGACUAAUCUAUAUGCUUGGAUGUAUGUUUGUUUCUUUCUAUACUCUCCACGAAAUUCAAUGAACAAGGAGUCUUUUGAAAACUAAAGUAGUUUAUAUUAUAUUAAAACAAUACAAAUACUUUUUAAAUUUCGAUUCAAAGCUUUCGUGACUGCAGGGAUUUAUCUUCUUGGUUUUUUCGGUAAAGUCACGUAGAAGGGAAAUAAUAAAUUAAUAAAAAUAAAACAUAAUAAAAUAAUUCUCACAACGCAAGCAGCCGUCCUCAGGUGAAGAACAGGUCUGUCGGAAAGACAGACGUCGUGAGAAUUAUUUUAUUAUGUUUUAUUUUUAUUAUUUUAUUAUUUCCCUUCUACGUGACUUUACCGAAAAAACCAAGAAGAUAAAUACUUUUUACCUGAUAAAUCUGCUUAGCUGCUCUAUCAUUUACAAUAGCUUGGCAUGUGAUGGCAAACUCUUGUAAAUUCGUACAAUGGAUAGGGUUAUAGAGGGCGGGGUGGCACAGAGAGCUGUUGAAACUUAAUGGCUUCUCUUUAGUCUCCAAUAAAACCACCUCCAUAACAAUGAUCAACAACAUCUAUACAGCAUAUCUCAAUGUAAAACCAAAUACACUUGUAUGUGCGUGUAGCGCAAGGACGUGCGGUCAGGGGAGACAGAGCCUCACCUGUUAUACUCCAAUGAAAAUAGCUGUUACGAAAAAAAAGAAUCGUCAAAUAAAAAAUUUCAU
Molecule: messenger RNA, 2510 nt
Organism: Lethenteron reissneri (Far Eastern brook lamprey)
Lineage: Eukaryota; Metazoa; Chordata; Hyperoartia; Petromyzontiformes; Petromyzontidae
Product: shiftless antiviral inhibitor of ribosomal frameshifting protein-like
Biological process (GO): innate immune response; viral translational frameshifting
Molecular function (GO): sequence-specific mRNA binding; ribosome binding
Source: RefSeq, a predicted model, not a curated record